UCUCACCGCUCUUUUUUUGAGAGAGAAGAGAAGAGAAACUCAGCCAUCGUCGUCUUCUUCCUCCGCGAAGGCGAGAGCUCAGGCGAGCUCGCGCGAUGGCCAUGGCGAGCCCCACCAACGGCGGAGGCGGAGGCGGGAACAAGGUGAUCAGCCUGCGCCUGCAGUACUACUGCGUGCUCGCGGCGGUGGUGGUGGCGGUCAUGGUGCUCUCGCUCGCGUUCGUCUCGCCGUCCGCCAUGGGCGCCGCCGUCAGGCAGAACCUCGGCUCCGUCGUCGCCGCCACCGCCGCCGCCGGAGAGGGAGCGGACGCCUCCGCCGCCGCCGCCGGAGCCGGAGUGGCGGCUACAACGGCCGCGGAGGAGGAGCGUGAGCAGGCGGCGGCGGCCGGGGUGGUGCUGUUCAACUUCGGCGACUCCAACUCCGACACCGGCGGCGUGGCGGCGGCGGGGGGGAUCCGGAUCAUGCCGCCGGAGGGCCGCACCUACUUCCACCACCCCACCGGCCGCCUCUCCGACGGCCGCGUCAUCAUCGACUUCAUCUGUGAGAGCUUGAAUACACGUGAACUGAACCCAUACCUGAAGUCAAUUGGUUCAGACUACAGCAAUGGUGUCAACUUCGCUAUGGCUGGCUCAACAGUAUCACACGGCGUCUCUCCCUAUUCCUUGAAUGUCCAAGUCGACCAGUUUGUGUACUUCAAGCACAGAUCCCUGGAGCUCUUCGAACGAGGGCAGAAAGGGCCAGUGAGCAAGGAGGGCUUCGAGAACGCUCUAUACAUGAUGGACAUCGGCCACAACGAUGUGGCUGGUGUGAUGCACACUCCAUCUGAUAACUGGGACAAAAAAUUCAGCAAGAUCGUCAGUGAGAUCAAAGACGCGAUUCGGAUUCUGUACGACAACGGCGCGAGGAAGUUCUGGAUACAUGGCACCGGCGCCCUUGGCUGCCUACCUGCACUGGUGGUGCAGGAGAAGGGUGAGCACGACGCCCAUGGCUGCCUGGCGAAUUACAACAAGGCUGCACGGCAGUUCAACAAGAAGCUGAGCCACCUCUGCGACGAAAUGCGGUUGCAGCUGAAGAACGCCACCGUCGUGUACACCGACAUGUUUGCCAUCAAGUACGACUUCGUCGCCAACCACACCAAAUAUGGGAUCAAGUGGCCGUUGAUGGUGUGCUGCGGCAACGGUGGGCCUCCAUACAACUUCAAGCCAGGGAAAUUUGGCUGCGAUGAUCUCUGCGAGCCAGGAUCAAAGGUGCUAAGCUGGGAUGGUGUGCACUUCACUGAUUUUGGCAGUGGCCUCGCGGCUAAGCUCGCGAUGAGUGGUGAGUACUCCAAGCCCAAAGUGAAGCUGGCAAGCUUGGUCAAUGCUGGCUCCAAUAAAUCAUCCGAUUCUUGAUGCCAAGAAACGAAUAAAUAUCAUCUGGAUGAAUCAUGGAUCCAUGGAUGGAUGAUGAUGAAUCGAUUCACAUUAUGAUGGUGAGUAAUGUGGAUUGAUGGGUAUGUCCCAACAGAAUUGGUUCUUACAUUGAUUAGCUCCUUUGUUGAUAAAAAAAGGCAAAGUAACAAUGGAGAGGCUCCUUCAGCUACAAAGUAGAGAAGUUCAUGGUUUUUUUUUUUUCUGAACUUUUGUGUUGAGUACAAAGAUUUUGUACUGUUGAUGUACGUGUAUAGACAAUUUUAUGGAAGCUGCAAGCUUCCAGACCUCAAGAAAAUUGAUGUAAGAUAGUUUUACUUUUAUCUCUUCAGAGGAAAAAAAAGGGGGCAGUGCAAGAACUCAAUAGCUUCCAAAUAAUCAUUCUGUUUUUAGUUUC
Messenger RNA from Oryza sativa Japonica Group (Japanese rice), 1806 nucleotides. Its product is annotated as GDSL esterase/lipase At1g09390. The record is from RefSeq and is a predicted model, not a curated record. Gene Ontology annotation, molecular function: hydrolase activity, acting on ester bonds. Lineage: Eukaryota; Viridiplantae; Streptophyta; Magnoliopsida; Poales; Poaceae.